This is a messenger RNA of Episyrphus balteatus (marmalade hoverfly), 6315 nucleotides long. It is a transcript of the gene mew, whose product is annotated as integrin alpha-PS1. Gene Ontology annotation, molecular function: integrin binding. The record is from RefSeq and is a predicted model, not a curated record. Bases 2209 to 5400 code for a protein of 1063 amino acids. NCBI's taxonomy places the organism in Eukaryota, Metazoa, Arthropoda, Insecta, Diptera, Syrphidae. The transcript is spliced from 12 exons. Gene Ontology annotation, cellular component: external side of plasma membrane; integrin complex. Gene Ontology annotation, biological process: integrin-mediated signaling pathway; cell-cell adhesion; cell-matrix adhesion.
UGAGCUCUACUCAUCACUUUUUUCACUAUAAAGUCUCAAAAACUAUUUUUAAAUUAAAUGCUUUUUGAUAUUUGGUCUUAAAUAUAUAUUUUUCUGUAUUAUUUUGCCUUUUUUUUAUUCAAAUAAGUAGUCGAAAACUGGAAUUAACUUCAAAUCUGCUUCAAAAAAAACAUUAGUUACGUUAACCACUAAGAUUUUGAGAUAUCAUAAACUAUCAUGCCUAUUACAGAAGACGCAGUGACUUAGUCCCCGGAAAUCUGCUCGAUCCGCAACCGAAUCAAAUUUCAAUCUGUGAACUCCCCGGGAUGAACUGUAUUAUCGAUCCUCGAAAACACACUAAACUGCUUACCGACAUAUGUCAUUGUUGACACUUACAUAGCCAAAUGUCAUUCUAUCACUUCCGCACCGGGCGCGGCUUCGGUAAUACGAAAUCUCGUAAAAGUGACUCUCACUCUCUCACUCCCGCUGCAUGUAUAUUAUUAUUAUAGGCAUGUAUAUUUCAAAUAUCUUUUAGAAAAUAAAAUAGACGAUAAAAUAUAGCUUUUUGAAAUUGAAUAAGUAGUUUUUGACCUGUUAUUAUUCAAUUAUUUCAAAAAUGUGACUUGCCAGUUAAAUUUUGACUUCGGAUUCGGAAUCAGUACAUACAAAUCCUUCAGAAAAAAUGGUUUGGUUCUAUUUUCGUUGCCGACCAAUGAAAUGAAAAAAAAAGUUACCCAUCUUAGAUCACAUUAUUCAGACAAAUGAGUGAAAGUAGUAUUUUUAUUUCUUUUUUAAUCUUCAGCAAUAAAUCAAUUUUUAAACUACAUAACUUUCACAGAGAGAUUUUCAUAUUAAAUGGAAAUUAAAUUUUAAAUUCGAUGGGGAGUUUUGCAUUUGAUAAAUUGGAAGAAGAAAAACAGUGAUUUUGUUAGGAAGUUAAUUUUAUAUAUCGUAAGCUUUAGAUCUGUCUAUUUUGUCUUUAGUUUAAGAAAAAUUCAUAUCUGUCAUAGUCAAAAGUGACAGCCAUUAAUUUGCCGAAAUUAUCAGGUGCAUGCCCGACUAACAAAUUUGCUCAUAUAAAGCUUUACAGGUGUUAAUGUAGCUCCUGUAAAGCUUUAUAGAAGGGUUUGUUGGGUGGUUGCAUGUGCAUUGACUUACCGAUACCCAAACUCAUGAAGCUUGCGAAAAGGUUCCUUUCGCAACAAAAUAUAUUCCUAAUUUAGGUUAAUUUUACUUUCUAGCUGGCAGAAAUAGCUGAAUAGCAUGUUUUUCUUCAAAAUAAGUUUGAAGUUUUCUAAAAGCAGAGCUAAUAGACUAAUUCCCUGCAAUAUAUCUUUACCAAUAAAUGUAUCCAUCCAUUUCUUUAAUUACUUCGUUAUAUCGACGAAGAGUACCUUUCUCUACUAUCGAACUUAUUUUUGAGUGAAAACAAAAGAUCUUAAAAGUCUAGACCCUUGGAAACUAAAAAAAAAAACAAAACAAUCUAAUACCUACUUUUAAUAGCUACAACUCACGCCAUUGGAUGAUGAUAGGUAGUAAUGAUGAUGAGGAAAAAGAUAGUAGCGAGCGGCGCAUCAGGCACACAAAACAUAGCGCGUAUAUAGAAAAUGCAUCAACCCAACCGCACCGAACCCGAACCGGCAAAGCAAACCGCCCGCAUCAAUGAAGUCAAUUUAUUACACGAGAAAUAAAAGAGGUUUUUUGUUUUCAUUUUGUUUUUAUCCAUUUUUCGUACAUUGUUCGAUAAAAAAAAAAAAAAUGUGACAUAUAAAUGCAUUCGAGGGUGACCGUCAAACUGGUUUUUUUGGGUCAUUUAUGUCAUAAAAUUUUUCUCCAUGAUGAUAUCUGAUAAGUGGUAUUAUAGGAGUCUUAUAGAGUCUUCAGAAAAGAACUUUAACCAUCACCUUUCUUUGAAGAUUGAUGAAGUAAAGAUUCGAUUUAAGACUCACGUUAAUGAUAUUUCCGCAUAGAUUACUUACAACAACAGAAAAUACUAUCUAAUGGGUUUCAGUGUCAUUUUCAGCACCUUCAAGUUAAAAAAAGUUAUUUUCUCGUGUAAUUUAAAUUUGCAAUGAUUUUCUUGAGAAUGCUAAUUGCUGGAACCAGUCGUCGUCGUAAUAGUUGCAGCUGCAAUCCAUUGACUAUACUCAAUCAGACGAAGUUGAAAAUUUAACAGUGACUCAUUUCGUUUAAUAAUGUGGUCCAAUAUGAAAAACAUGUAACCGAACGAUGUCAUUCUUAAAAAAAGGGGUCAUAAGGUUACUGGUCGGUGCACCAUUGGGGAAGAAUCUGCAGCCACAAUCGAAUCAUUCGGGUGCAUUAUACAAAUGUCCGAUCACGCAGAGUCGAAAUGACUGUGAACAAAUUAUCACCGACGGUCGUCGAUCGCCUGGCGGAGCUUAUGAACCUUCUUACGAUAGUGAUGACAUUGAGGAACUAUCACCAGCAUCCGAUGAUGAGAUCAAGGAGGGACAAUGGCUUGGGGUGACGGUUCGAUCGCAGGGUCUUGGAGGCAAGGUUCUCGUGUGUGCCCAUCGAUAUAUAACAAAAAUACGAGACAACCAAUACGGGCAAGGGUUGUGUUAUGUGCUGACGAACGACUUAAAAUACGACGAGGUCUAUGAGCCCUGUAAAGGCCGCACCGUUCAGAGAGCUCACGAAGACUAUGGUUUUUGUCAAGUUGGUACUUCUGGAGCGUUAUUGGACGAUAAUACAAUGGUUUUAGGUACUCCAGGACCGUUCACCUGGCGGGGAACGAUUUUCGUUACAGAAAUCGGAGGAGAAUACUUGGAACGGGACAAGAAUAUGUACUAUGGAGACCAUUCGGAGAGCUCAUCACCCGUCGAUAAGUACAGCUAUUUAGGAAUGGCUGUUACCGGAGGCCGUUAUUUCGGUGAAAGAAUGUCCUAUGCUGCUGGAGCUCCCCGCAGUAAUGGUCACGGUCAAGUUGUGAUUUUCAACAAAGCCAAUUCGAAUCCCAUUCCAGUGGAAAUAAUCCUCGAGGGGGAACAAUUUGCCUCGAGUUUUGGUUAUGAGUUAGCUACUGCCGAUAUCAAUGGCGACGGUGAGCCAGAUUUAAUUGUUUCGGCGCCAUUGUACUUUUCCAAAAAUGAAGGUGGCGCUGUGUAUAUUUAUCAAAAUGAAAAGAGCCAUCUACCGGCAAAACCAACUCUAAAACUGACAGGAACAGUAGAAAGCCGAUUUGGAACAGCUUUGGCCAAUAUUGGUGAUAUCAACAAAGACAAUUGUGAGGAUUUGGCUAUUGGAGCACCUUACGAAGAGGAUGGAGUUGUGUAUAUUUAUUUGGGAUCACGAACGGGUCUUUCGGAAAAACCCGCCCAAAUUAUUCAUGCUUCUGACUUGGGCAGCACUCCGGUUCCGAUAAAUACCUUUGGAAGUUCGAUAACCGGGGGAACUGAUUUGGAUGAUAACUCUUAUCCGGAUGUUGUAAUUGGAGCUUAUAACACCUCAGCUGUUGUUGUUCUUCUAUCACGACCAAUCAUAAGCAUUCAAACAAAGGUUCGAGGUUCAGAAUUGAAAAAUAUCGAUCCGACAAAGCAGGGAUGCCUCACAGACGUUUCAACGAAUCUUACAUGUUUUUCAUUCGAAGCAUGUUGCUCUAUUGAUCCAUAUGAACAGACAACAAGAAUAACAGAUCUUAAACUUAUGCUAACAGUCGAAGCUGAAACAUUUUCAAAUUCGAAAAAAUUCUCUCGAGUAUUUUUUGAUCGCGAUAAUAAACGACGAAAUGUUGUUAAACGAGAAGUGACAGUACGAACAAAUGGAAUGCUUGAUUGUCAUAGAGUUACUGGUUAUAUUAAAGAGAAUACCCGGGACAUUCAGAGUCCUUUGAUGUUUAGGCUUAACUAUACAAUUGUGGAACCUGAUUUGCCUGAUUCGGGGCUAAAAGCUUUGAAUCCGAUUCUUGAUAAAACUCAAGCUGAUAUUGAGUUCGAGGGUACAUUCCAGAAGGAUUGUGGUGAAGAUGAUACCUGUGAGUCGAAUUUGGAGCUUGGUACACAGAUUGACUUGGAUAAACAAGAUGGUGAAUAUGCUUUGAUUCUUGGUGAACGGGAGGAACUUAGAUUGAGUAUUAAUAUCAGUAACUCAGCUGAUUCUGCUUAUGAGGCACAACUCUUUAUUGUACAUCAAAAGAGUGUAGCCUACAUUGCAGCUUUAAAAACGAAUACAGCAAUAUGCAAUCGAUUUAACGAAACUGUAGUCGCAUGUGGUUUAGGAAAUCCAAUGCGAAGAGGAUCAACAAUCCAAGUGUCAAUUAGAUUCGAUCCAAGUGGCUUAGAAGAUGAAGAGACUAAAUUGACAUUUGACAUUUUCGCAAAUACAACUUCGAAAUUACUUGGUGGCAUUCCAGCGACUCAACAAACUGUUAGAGUUGUUAAACGAGCUGAUUUGAGUUUGAGAGGAUGGGCAACUCCUGAGCAAUCUUUCUAUGGUGGAGAGGUUAAAGGUGAAAGUGCGAUGCAGUAUUUGGAGGAUAUUGGUACACUUGUUACUCAUACUUACCAAAUUUACAAUGACGGUCCAUGGAAAGCUCCAAAAGUUGUACUUACAAUUUAUUGGCCACAUCAAGUAGCAAAUGAUAAGAAACAAGGAAAAUGGUUGCUUUAUUUGGAAGAUCUUCCAAUAAUUGAAGGUGCCCGUCAAGGUGAGUGUACCGUCGGUCCAGACCUAGUCAAUCCUCUAAAAUUGGCUCGCAAAGCAAAAGCAUCACUAACCCACGAAGAUCUUCGCUACAUUCCCGAACCCUACAUGCUGCGACCAACAAACAAAUCCCAUUACUACAAUCGUCAUUCAUAUUUCGAAAAAACCGAAUCAUCUUUCGAAAAACUACCUACCACCGAAACACAUCUCAAUCGAGUGCGUCGUGAUAGAGCCAAAAUAAUUCGUGCCGAAAGAUUAACCGAUAAAGAUGGUAAAAAACACGAUGUAGUCGUUAUGGACUGUGAUAAAGCUACAGCUUUUUGCAUAAAAAUCAAUUGUGAAUUGUAUAAUAUGCCACAAAAGACUGAAGCUUAUGUUCAUGUCAAAGCAAGACUAUGGAAUUCAACAUUUAUAGCUGAUUAUCCAAGAGUGGAUUUGGUGAAAAUCGUAUCGAGAGGUCAUGUUCGAAUACCAACAGAGUAUGCAGUUGAACAAGUUGAUUCUGAUGAUCGAGAAAUGGUGGAAACACGAGCUUAUCCAGAACUGUCAGAUCAAGCUCGCGAAACUGCAACACCAUGGUGGAUAAUAAUCCUUUCAAUUAUUGGAGGACUUAUACUUUUAGCCAUUGUCACAUAUGUGAUGCACAAAUGUGGUUUCUUCAAGCGACGAAGACCCGAUCCAACACUUAGCGGUAAUAUUGAGAAAAUGUCCGAAGAGAAACCAUUUUUGGGAGCGAAAAACAAAAAUCGGAUUUUCUAACGAACAUGUCAAAUUGAAUUGACUACUUUAAGUGAUACAAAAAAAGUAGAGAAAGAUUAAAGAAGCGAGACUCGAAAACUUGUUUUUGAGUUCUUUUCGAAAUAAUGUGUGUAUUUCCGAUCAAAAAAAAAAAAAAUGACCAUAUUAGACUUUUAUACUUAAUUUCGGAAAUUGUAUUUGUUUGUAAAUAUUUAUAAUAGCGUUAAACUAAUUGUCUUAAAAAAAUAGUAAAGACUUACAAUUCAUUAAUUCUCUUCAAAAGCAAAAACACUGUCCAAACUGUGAAUGUAGAUUUAGUUAAUUUUCUCUCAGAACCGCUGGCGGUUUUGAUAUAUUCAUAGUUUUAAUAAAACGAUAGUUUGUACUAAAAUGGGUCAAGACUGAUAUUUCCGGCUUUCAACUUGACAAUCAUUCAUUUUCAUUCAUUGAUUUACCUAUUUAUUAACAAAUUCGGUAUUCACUAAAUCUAAGUCCCAGUCUCGAAGUAUUUUCGAAUAAUCGAGUUUGUAUAUAAGUUAAAUUAAUUGAAUAAUUUUUUUUGAAAUACGUUUUUGCGUUUUUUUUUUAAACUAUGAGUAUUUAUUAAACUAUCGAAUUCAAAACCGUCCGUGUUUUUCAAACAGCUGAAAGAAAAUCUCAUUGGAAAUUAACCAUUUUUUAAAAAUAAAUUUACAAACAAGUCUUAACUUAAUGUAGGUUAAUUAUUUUUUAUAAAUGCAUUCAAUCUUCUAAAGGUAGCUAAACCUAUCCAUACAUACGUACAUACAUUUUAUAUAUACAAAAUAUACUGCUAUACGAAAAAAAAUGUUACAACUAAAAUAAAAUAAAAUAAUAUUUAUUACCUAUACAUACAUAAAUUUUCUCACGGAUGCCUUACAAAAUAAAAUGUGUAACGUUGUACAUAAGCAUUUAUAG